Molecule: messenger RNA, 2344 nt
Organism: Pleuronectes platessa (European plaice)
Lineage: Eukaryota; Metazoa; Chordata; Actinopteri; Pleuronectiformes; Pleuronectidae
Gene: c7h15orf40
Product: chromosome 7 C15orf40 homolog
Cellular component (GO): cytoplasm
Source: RefSeq, a predicted model, not a curated record
CUUCACUUCUCACAGGAUGGACACAGAUCUUCUUCUUCUUCUUCCUCCUCUUCCUCCUCCUCCUCCUCCUUCUCUUCUUCUUCCUCCUCCUUCUCCUCCUCUUCUUCCUCCUCCUCCUCCUCACAUUACUUCAGUUUCCAUCUGCUCAGUCAAACCUCUCUUCAGUUUCCAGCAGCAGAAGAAACUGAUCUCAGACUUUUCUCAGUUUCUCUGAACUCAUCGCGCCGCUUCGCUCUUUAUCUGCCGAUGAAAAGCUGAACGAGGUCAGUCACGUGCUUCUCUGCAGCAGCUCCUGGUUGUGCCUCCGGGCCUCAUGAAGAGGAGAGCCCCCCCAGCUGGUGAACACACACAACUACAUCAGACUGCACAUGAAGAAGAGACGAGCUCUCCUCCAAUCAGAUGCUCACAGAUCUACGAUCAACCGUUUACCGGAGCCCAGCGGCCCGUCCAGCGUCCUCUCCCGGGGCUUCAGCGUCUUCUCCCGGGGCUCCAGCGUCCUCUCCCCGGGCUCCAUCGUCUCCUCCCCGAGCUCCAGCGUCUUCUCCCGGGGCUCCACCGUCCUCUCCCCGGGCUCCAUCGUCUCCUCCCGGGGCUCCACCGUCCUCUCCCCGAGCUCCAGAGUCUUCUCCACCGGGUCGAGACGUUUCUCCUCAAACCCACCAAUGCCCCAGAAACAGAAACGCGUGAAGGCCCAGCAGCCCGGAGCAGAGCCCGAGGCCUCCGGUCCGGUGGUUCGAGACCGACACGGUGCCCUAACCAUCACGGUGCACGCCAAGCCCGGCUCCAAACACAGCGCCAUCACAGACGUCUCCGAGGAGGCGGUGGGAGUUUCCAUCGCGGCCCCCCCCACGGACGGAGAAGCCAACACUGAGCUGAUUCGCUUCCUGGCUGAAGUCCUGGACCUGAAGAAAAGUCACAUCUCUCUCCACAAGGGCUCCAGGUCCAGGGACAAACUGGUCAGAGUGGACUCGUCCCUCAGUGUGGAGGAGGUGUUGAGGAGGCUCAGAGGAGACGCAGGCACGUGACCUGUAAUAAGUGGCGUCACAGCUGGACCAGUGGGACGCCGGAGCAUCACCAUGACAGGACGAGUGAUCGUCUGAAGUGAAUCAUUGAAGUGUCACAUGAUUGAAUAAACUGUUGAGUAAACAGAUUCUGAGCUGAAGGAUUAAAUAUUAAACAUGUCUUAUCGUCUCCUGCAUCUUAAUCCCAAACACAUAUUCCAGCAGAACUGUGUAAACACAGCUGUGAGCAGUAGGUGGCGCUGUGUUCCUGUGAGAUCUGAAAACACAACACACCAGUUCAUCAUGUCACCAACAUGCACACGUUUAUCCCGUGAGACAACAUGGACCGACUCAAACCCCUGAUGCUAAUGACACUUUAGUAAAAUGUUUUUAUUACAGACAUUAAUUCAACUAGUACAAAUACGACACUAAUAAAAUACUAAUAUUUUCUAAAACAAUGGUAAUCAUGUUUAGAAACUAACAACCAGAGUGAGCAGCACUUCGCCAAAGUUUUAUUGUGAAAGGAAGAAAAAGCUGCAACUAACGUUUGUUUCUCUGAAAAAUUAAGACCCAGACGUCCAACGUCAAAUAACAGCAACAUGUAAAAAGUUAAUCUUAAACACGUUGAAUAAUUAAGCAGAUGAAACAGCUCUGAUGAUUCUAAUGAGUUAAAGUGACAGACUGACCCUUUAAAUUCCCUGAUGAAGGACGUGAGCAUCAGGACAGAUGUUGAGUCAGAAUCUGGGUCCAUGGUCUCAAGAGCUGGACCAUCAGGGCCACAGCCUACAUGGAUGUGGGUCCCAGGGGCCCCAGUGUGAACCACCACACCACAGACUGUUCAUCAGGUGAACACAUGUAGGUUCAUGACCACAACAACUAAUGAAACUCGGAAUCAGAUUUCUAACUUUUUUGUGGCUCAAAUCCUGUUGUGUAGUGAAAUGGUGGAUUUGUGUUGAUUUAAAUCAGAUGAUCAUUGGAGUCAUUAUAUAUUUAAUGAUUUGAAGUAGUUACUUUUCAAACUAUUUAAAAAGCAGAGCAGGGACAUCUGUGGUUAUUCAAAGAGACGGGUUCAAUGAAAAUGUAUACAGAUGUGUAUUUGUUUAAAUUCAAGUUCUAUAGGGUUAGGCUAACCCUUUUCUUUAUAGUCAUUUAUAAUUAAACUGAAAUAUGAAACCUCAGAUCAUAAGUUCCAUAACUCCAGGGAAUGAGGGAGUUCUCUCAUUCACCAAAGUGCUGCUCAUUGUGGGAACUCUGUUUCUCUAUGAAACAUUUUAAGUUCCUGACCCUUUAUGUAAAGUGGACAUUGUGAUUUAGUUCUGUAUAAAUAAAAUUGAUUGAAUAUA